Molecule: messenger RNA, 1487 nt
Organism: Leptidea sinapis
Lineage: Eukaryota; Metazoa; Arthropoda; Insecta; Lepidoptera; Pieridae
Gene: Vha26
Product: V-type proton ATPase subunit E
Exons: 5
Coding region: 137-817 (226 amino acids)
Biological process (GO): proton transmembrane transport
Cellular component (GO): proton-transporting two-sector ATPase complex, catalytic domain
Molecular function (GO): proton-transporting ATPase activity, rotational mechanism
Source: RefSeq, a predicted model, not a curated record
AUCGAAAAUCAUAUGAUUGUUCAAUGGAGAAGCACGUCUGAUAGGCGUCGACAUAACUCUUCAGCCAGUGUCUAAUUUUCUGGCUCAAUAUCGGUUGUUUUUACGUGUUAGUGGUGUAAUAAUAUAACCAUCAGCCAUGGCGCUCAGCGAUGCAGAUGUUCAGAAACAGAUAAAACAUAUGAUGGCCUUCAUCGAACAAGAGGCCAACGAAAAGGCCGAAGAAAUCGAUGCUAAGGCGGAGGAAGAGUUCAACAUCGAGAAGGGCCGUCUUGUCCAACAGCAACGGCUCAAGAUUAUGGAGUACUAUGAGAAAAAGGAGAAGCAGGUGGAACUUCAAAAAAAGAUUCAAUCAUCAAACAUGCUGAACCAAGCUCGUCUCAAGGUGCUCAAAGUACGUGAAGACCAUGUGCGCAAUGUGCUUGACGAGGCUCGCAAGCGCCUGGCUGAAGUACCGAAGGACAACAAACUCUACACCGAGCUCCUGGUCACCCUUAUUGUCCAGGCACUCUUCCAACUCAUGGAGCCUUCCAUCACCCUCCGUGUGCGAGAGGCUGACAAGAGCUUGGUGGAGUCCGUUCUUGGUAGAGCUCAGAAUGACUACAAAGAGAAGAUUAAGAAAGAUUGUCAAUUGAAAGUGGACACUGAGAACUACCUUCCACCAAACACUUGCGGGGGAAUUGAACUUGUUGCGGUUAAGGGUCGUAUCAAGAUCUGCAACACCCUGGAGUCCCGCAUGGAGCUGAUUGCCCAACAACUCCUCCCGGAGAUCCGUACUGCCCUGUUCGGACACAACCCCAACCGUAGAUUCACCGACUAAACAGUCGCCAUUAAUCACUUGUUACUACUAACAGUCUAUUUAAAUCUUCAAUAUUAAUAGAGUUUAAUAGGUGUUUUAAUUUGCCUAAUUAUUGAUAAUAUAAUAUUAUAAUAAAGUGUAUAAUUAUUGUCUUGAUGAAUGUUAAGUCGCCAGAAAUGUAAUCAUGUUUUUCUGAAUCCUGGUAAUCUGCUGUACAUUAGUUUCGCCGAAGUAUUUUAUUGUUACAACUCAUUCAGUAGACCAUUUUAUAUUAGCGGUUGUAGUGUUUAGGACUUUAAAACAUAAUAUUAUUAGAUCAUGUUUAUAGCAAUUCUCGAGGUUACAGUAAUAUCUGUUUAGUAUUAGCACCAGUUGGCGUUGGAUUGUACGAUUACAUGAUAUUUAUUGUUCUACCCGCAUCUUCCAUAGGGGAAUCGGUGAUGACUGUAAGAAUGGCUUGUGACAGCAGCAUCCUAUGCUAUUUUCACUCAAAUAAUUUGGAUUUGACUGAACGCAGUGUAGUGUCACAAGUCAUUUUUGCAGUCAUACAAUACAUUCCCUUAUCCUGGCAAUAUAAUUGUUCUGUGCUUGCUAUAAAACUGUUGUUCAGAGCACUAUAGCUCUUAUUGUAUGUAAUGUUUCGAUUAUGGCACUGUUAAAUUUCUUAUGUAAAUAUAUAGAUGUGUUGAAA